GGACGACAUCGCACAACUGGCGCGCUCGCGUCCCAAUCCCGAUAUACAUCAUACGUGCGCAACAUAAACGCCCCCGUCUGGUGCUACGCGUGGCUCUCACUCACCAGCCUCAAUAUAUGUGAAUUCUGCGGUAGCACCAUGGGACACCUCCGUAUCCGCAUAGAUGGUCACCGCUUCCUAGACACAGAAGAUCGAGAGGUUAUUCUGCACGGGAUCAACGUUGCUGCCGAUGCGAAGUUCCCGUCAAACCCGGACCAGCCGUCGCAUAUAUCAGAGAAUUUCUUUGAUGGGGACAAGGUUAGAUUCACUGACAGGCCUUUCGCUCUAGACUCCGCCCAUGAACACUUCUCGAGGCUCAGGCGAUGGGGAUACAACACCAUCCGAUAUGUUUUCACAUGGGAAGCAAUAGAACAUGAAGGCCCUGGCAAGUACGAUGAAGAUUGGAUACAGCAUACUAUAUCUCUUCUCCGCAUCGCACGAGAGUAUGGCUUUUACAUUUUUAUGGACCCACAUCAGGACGUUUGGUCACGCUUUACCGGUGGCUCCGGUGCGCCGAUGUGGACCGUCUAUGCGUGCGGAUUUAACCCUAAGGCUUUCGCCGUAACAGAAGCUGCACUUGUGCACAACACUUACCCAGACCCUGCAUCUUUUCCAAAAAUGAUUUGGACAACAAACUACUGGCGGCUUGCUAACCUUACAAUCUGGACAAUGUUCUUUGCUGGCCGUGAUUUCACGCCUAAGGCCAUCAUCGACGGCAAGAAUAUCCAAGACUAUCUUCAACAACACUUCCUCAAUGCGUGUAAACGAUUGGCGGAAGCUAUAAGAGAUGCCGGUGAUCUGGAAAACGACGUUGUGAUUGGAUGGGAGAGCCUCAACGAGCCAAAUAGGGGUUUGAUAGGCUAUCAGGAUCUGGCGAAUAUACCAAAGGAGCAAAAGAUGCAGAAAGGAACCUCACCAACGCCGUGGCAGGCAAUGCUGACAGGUUCAGGCCGUGCUUGCGAGAUUGCGACGUGGGACUUCGGUAGCAUGGGGCCGUAUAAAUCAGGUACUGAAUUAGUAGAUCCUGAAGGCGUAUCUGCAUGGUUACCACCUGACUACGACGACACAUUAUAUGGUUGGAAGCGGGAUCCUGGCUGGAAGCUGGGCGAGGAUAUAUGGGCGCAACAUGGGGUUUGGGACCCAGCGACUGACACCUUACUUCAAAAUCAGUACUUCGCAAAGGAUCCACGGAACGGCGCAACAAUGGACUAUGAGUACUUCACAAAUCAUUGGUUCAUGGACUUUUAUCGGAAAUACAGAGAUAUGGUACGAAGUAUCUUCCCAACGACGAUCAUGCUUUGUCAACCACCAGUGCUGGAGAUUCCACCGACGAUCAAGGGCACAGAAGAUGAUGACCCGAACAUGGUAUUUGUACCACAUUUUUACGACGGACUUACGCUUAUAUCGAAGAAGUGGAAUCGCCUUUGGAACAUAGACGUCUUCGGCGUUUUGCGAGGCAAAUAUCUUACCCCAGCUUUCGCAAUCCGCAUCGGUGAGACCGCAAUCCGCAAUUGCUUCCGUGACCAGCUCAAGGCUAUCCGUCAAGAGGGCAUGGACAAUAUGGGCCUACGGCCGUGCAUCUUCUCCGAGAUUGGAAUUCCGUACGAUAUGGAUGACAAAUAUGCGUACAAGACCGGCGACUACUCAUCCCAAAUCGCGGCUAUGGAUGCGAACAUGUUUGCAAUCGAAGGCUUCGGUGGUAAUGGAAUGACUCUUUGGGUAUACGUUGCGAGCAACAAUCACGAAUGGGGUGAUAAUUGGAACGGGGAAGAUUUGAGCAUUUAUUCACUAGACGAUCGGCCUUUGCCAAAUGCACUGCAAAGAGCUAAAUCGACCACAAGCCUGGAUACGGAUUCUCCAUCGUAUUCCCGCUCAUCACUGUCAGAUGGUAACGUCGUCCGCCCGUCAAAUCUGAAAGCCACCCUCACGACAGAGACGAUGGAUUCUAGUACGAGUAUGCUGCGCAAGGCAGCUGCAAGCAACGACAUAUCAGCACUCGCGGAUGACAGACCAAUCAACGUAGCUGGGUACCGCGCCGCGGAGGCGUUUACACGCCCCGUGCCUACAGCUGUGCACGGCACGGUAGAGUCCUACGGUUUUAAUCUUCGAAAUUGUACGUUUGUCCUCAAACUCACUGCGCCAUCGCCAACGCGCGAAGGCGCGCCGACGGAAAUCUUUUUGCCAGAGUGGCAUUUCCCUUGCUCCGGUGGCGCAACGACCGUAGAGGUUAGUGGUGGGAAGUGGGAGAUUAGCAUUGGGGAAGACGAGUGUCAGCGUCUGAAGUGGUGGCACGCCGAAGGAGACCAGAACAUCACCGUCAAAGGGCUAGUACGAAAAAAUGGGGUCCCGCAGGGAAGCCUAGAGGAAGAGGCGGGCUAUUUGGAGCAAUGUCAGAAAAAUGCUUGUGAUGUCAUGUAAUCGGAUGCACACAAUAUUUGUUUGAAAAUCUUUUUGGCGCAGCGGGGGUCGCAACGUUUAGUUUGCUGGCGAAUACAAGUGGGGAGCAUGCUCAGAUGCAUCAAUCUCAGUCUGCGGUCAGCGAGCCAAAUAUCUUGCGGAGCUAAUUACAUUAAUUGUCCCAAGCUCCAGGAAUACGAUCUGUCUCUUACGAAAAUGUUCAUACACGCAGAGUUAAGUGAUCACUUGGUGCGGGCUUGAAAAAUGAACAGAAUAACUCUGCUCGAUCAUACUACCUUCGACUCAAAUGCUUUAGGGCGGCGAUGUGUGCCUCUAGGGAGUACCAAUCUCCCUCAACGUCGAGAGCGUCCAGAUAUGGCAAGCGUGCAGGGCUUCGCUGUAUGUUACCACGGCCGGUGCUGAUGACUACAAGCACGUUGUUCGAGCUUGUCCCAAGCAUCUGCUCUCCUGGUGUGCACAGAGCCCGAGACAAGCUGAAAACUGCUGUUCUGGAUCGUGCAUGAGAUGAAGAAGAUGCGUGGUCAGAAUUACGCAGUGCUAAGGCCAAAGCGUUGGACAGCUAUGGGUGGGAGUCUUGUUUUGACAGCGGAAGGGGGUCGUGGACAAAUGUCAGAGGCGCUGCUAAUGGCGCUGACGUUGACUUGGUAGCGUGUACUACAGCGAACAAGGCAUUUCACCACCUGCUGCACACACUUGUUCGAACAUAGCCGCGCGCAGCAAUCCACGAGGACAGUGUUAAGAAGUAUAAGUUAUUCGUAGCAGGACACC
Messenger RNA from Verruconis gallopava, 3225 nucleotides. RefSeq lists its product as uncharacterized. Bases 139 to 2457 code for a protein of 772 amino acids. Lineage: Eukaryota; Fungi; Ascomycota; Dothideomycetes; Venturiales; Sympoventuriaceae. Gene Ontology annotation, biological process: ergosteryl 3-beta-D-glucoside catabolic process; carbohydrate metabolic process. The transcript is spliced from 3 exons. Gene Ontology annotation, molecular function: steryl-beta-glucosidase activity. The record is from RefSeq and is a predicted model, not a curated record.